Molecule: messenger RNA, 1032 nt
Organism: Lingula anatina
Lineage: Eukaryota; Metazoa; Brachiopoda; Lingulata; Lingulida; Lingulidae
Product: midasin-like
Biological process (GO): ribosomal large subunit assembly; ribosomal large subunit export from nucleus
Cellular component (GO): nucleus; preribosome, large subunit precursor
Molecular function (GO): ATP hydrolysis activity; ATP binding
Source: RefSeq, a predicted model, not a curated record
AUGCCUAGGAUGUGCUUUUACAGUACAUUGUCUACUUGCCUGCCCAAACAUCCUCUGCCUGAACAUGUACCUGCUUUACCAGACCAAAAGGAUGCAGAACACUGGGUGUGUGCUCUAGAUGACCUGUUGAUCACAGCCUGGGAGACCUUGCAGCAGGUCCAUAUUCUACUCUACUGCUGCCCAGAGAAAUGUGCUGGGGACACCGUCUACCCCUCUGUGCUCCCCUCACAGCACCUAGCUGGCAUAGCACUGGUGUGCAAGGGGGAUGGAACAUGGACAGAAACUAUGGACAAACUGCAGAUCAUAAUAAAUAAGAUAGAAGAAGUGACGAAAGAAGCAAGGACAGAAAAUAAAGCUGAGCUGGUGUCGUUAGGCAAAGUAAAGAGAAUCAAUACAGCUUUUCAGCAACUGUCAUCUCUAGUGCCAAGCCUGAGUGAAGUAGCUGCACUAUUUUCUGCUCCCGGUGGUGCUUUGAACAGUUUGAACAGCUCAUUGAACUAUUUAAUACAGCAGAUCACAAACACAGCCAAUGCAUACUCAGCUUGGCUAAACAAAGAAAGAUCAUGGGACGAGUUCUCAGAGGAAACCAUACAAGAUAGUAUCAGAACAUUUAGAACUAAGUUGAAUGAUGUUAUUACAACCAUUCUGCUUGGUGUGCAAAAUCUGGUGAAGUUAAUAGGAAAUGAAGCAAUGGAAGAGGGUGAAGAGGAGAGAGAAGAGGAGGAUGAAGGAAUUGAUUUGAAAGAUGGCCAUUUGACAGAACUUCAAGCAAAGUUGGAGAAAGCUGUUGCGAAUAUUGGAAUGGAAAAGGUAAUCGCCGGUGUUCAGUCUCUCCUGAUUGAAGUCAAGACCACCCCAGCAAUGUCACAGUUGCUGAACCCCAAGUGUGACCUCCUGUCUCUCUGUAUCCCAGCACUGGACCAGUAUACCAAGCUGGCACAGUAUUAUGUCACUGAAAUGGCUGCCACUCACAGAGCCACAGCCAAACUGCUCUCUGUUCUACUGGGAGUGUUCACUGAGCUGACUCUGAAG